CUAAGGAUGAGGAGCUGCUGUGUGAGAUGAGGCGGGUUCUGCUGCUGCUGCUGGUGGUGUUGGUGGAGGGCCGCAGGGUCCGGGACCAGCACACACACACGCCGGAGAGUUUUCCUCUGGACUUCACAGCGGUGGAGGGGAACGUGGAGGGCUUCAUGGCGCAGGUGAAGAGCCUGGCGCAGUCGCUGUACCCCUGCUCCUCUCAGAGGCUGGAGCACCAGAUGAAGCUGCAGAUCCUCAAGAACUCCUCUGUCACCUGUAAUGACGGAACACCUGCGGGAACUGGGAUUCUGUCUCCACAACCAGAGGAAAAUCCUCACUGGUGGAACGCAAACACUGUGUUUGUGCCGUACUGCUCCAGUGACGUUUGGAGCGGCUCUACACCAAAGACUGACCAGAGAGGUCAUCAAGGAGCUCUUAACUAAAGGACUUGAUGGAGCCAAAGUCCUGCUGCUGGCCGGAAGCAGCGCGGGCGGCACUGGUGUGCUGCUGAACCUGGACCGUGUGUAUGCGCGUCUGCAGGCGGAGGGUGUGUUCUCGGUGCAGGUGCGCGGGCUGGUGGACUCGGGCUGGUUUCUGGAUCAUCAGCAGAUCAGCGGAGGGAGACUGCAGACACACACUCAGCUGCGCUCCCACUGACGCCAUCAGGAGAGGAGUGCGAUACUGGCACAGUGUGGUUCCCGAGCGCUGCAGUCGAGCUCAUGACGGACAGGACUGGAACUGCUUCUUCGGCUACAAGGUCCAGCCCACAAUCCAGAGCCCGGUGUUUGUGGUUCAGUGGCUGUUUGACGAGGCUCAGCUGACAGUGGACAACAUUCACCUGACGGGUCAGAAACUGCAGGAGAGCCAGUGGAGAUACAUCCAGAACCUGGCCACAACACUCAGAAACACACUCGCCAACGUCACGGCCAUGUUUGCUCCCGCCUGUCUCUCUCACGAGAUCAUCACUAGAAGUUACUGGACAGAUGUGCAUGUGAAGGGCACGUCUCUGCCACGGGCGCUCCAGUGCUGGGAUCGCAGCCUCCGUCACCAUGGCAACAGCAGUGCCCAGGCUCCGCCCCGUGGCUGCCCGCUGCAGUUGAUUGACAGCUGCCCUUGGCCGCACUGUAACCCGUCGUGCCCGAGUGUCCGAGAGCAGCAGAUGAGCGCAGUUCAGUUCCUCACACAGCUGGGCUUCGACAUUCAGCGCAUGGCACAGCAGCAGGGCAUCGAACCCAACACACUACUGGGCAUGCUCAAUAACGGCACCUAGAAAACUCACAGACAUGGCAAUCGGGCAUCGAACCAAACAUGCUCAGUAACACCACCUAUACAACACAGACAGCGCUUUAUGAUGGGCAUUAAACGCAUCACUUAUUGGGGGGUGGGCUUACAAUCAUCCCAACGGUGCGGGCUCUUACAAUCAUCCUAACUCCGCCCCCCCUUAUGUGUGUGUGUGUGAGUAUGUCUGAGUAAGUGUGUGCGCCUGUGAGAUGGAGUAUGUGUGUGUCUCUCUGUCCGUGAGAAAGUGUGUGUCUGCAAUCUCUCGUCUCGAUCAGAUUCAGGGUUGUACAGGAGUGUGAGUCCCUCUGCUGGACACUCCACACACUGCAGAGACGCUAGUUAUGUUUUUCACUUGCUUUAAAUCGUCCGAGCAAAACCAGCAGACUGACCACACACACACACACACACACACACACACACACACACACACACACACACACACACACACACACACACACACACACACACACAAUCACAACAAACAUGACAAGACAAAACACAAACAUUGAGAAAUAAUAUAUUUAGGAGAGAUCAAAUUGCCAAUAAUGCACAUAAUAAUAAUGAUAAUAUUGAUAAUAAACUGUUUUUUUUGCUAAAUAUAAAUAUAAAGGAGGCUUGUUUCACAACAUCAAUAAUAAAUACAACAAUCCUCCUAAAAUGGCCAUAAUUUUGAUAAUACUCCAUGUUCUCCUGGGCUUCAGUGAUGAUUUGUGUUUGUUGACGUCCUCCUCCUCCUCCUCCUCCUGUGGUUUGUUGAUGAUGUUCAGACUGAAGACAUUGUAAGCUACUUUAUAUGUUAUUUAUUUGAUGUGAAUCGUAUUUAUGAGUGACUCUGAGACUUGGCUUUGUGUAAAGUGUACAGACCUGUUGCUGUUUCGUUCGCAUGCCUUCAUCUACACAUUAUCGCUCAUCUCCAUAAGUUGUGUGUUAAUGUCUACUCGACUAUACAGGAGUGUGACUUUAGUUGUCGUUUCUGUUGCUUAUUUCCAUCUUUUAGUCUUUUGUUUACUAGUUUCUUCUAAAAUCCCACAAAAAAUUAGUUAGAAUUGAUCAAUACAGCUGCCGUUUCCUCUGUUAUUUUUUAUUCCAUGCUGGAAAACAAGUUUCAAGGCAGUGUUUAAUAAAAAUAUCAUGUUUAUUAAAAAA
Molecule: messenger RNA, 2409 nt
Organism: Danio rerio (zebrafish)
Lineage: Eukaryota; Metazoa; Chordata; Actinopteri; Cypriniformes; Danionidae
Source: RefSeq